Messenger RNA from Phlebotomus argentipes, 3563 nucleotides. RefSeq names its product probable DNA mismatch repair protein Msh6 (gene Msh6). The record is from RefSeq and is a predicted model, not a curated record. Gene Ontology annotation, molecular function: mismatched DNA binding; ATP binding; ATP-dependent DNA damage sensor activity. The coding region runs from base 75 to 3476 and encodes 1133 amino acids. The transcript has 3 exons. Gene Ontology annotation, cellular component: nucleus; MutSalpha complex. Lineage: Eukaryota; Metazoa; Arthropoda; Insecta; Diptera; Psychodidae. Gene Ontology annotation, biological process: mismatch repair.
AGUUCUAGGUAUUGCAAGUGCUUUUCUCGCAGGAGAAAAUUGUGACUUUGUGACGAAAAACUCACUGAUUCAGCAUGUCCAAGCGUUCUGGCGACACUCCGAAGAACACCCUGUUUAAUUACUUCAACAGAACACCACCAGUAUCAGGGGGUUCUGGUAAAUUCACGUCGAAAACUCCUUCGCAGAAUGACGCUUCGCCAUCAACCCCCAAAACCGCUACAAGUGGACUGAAAUCAGGAAAGCGUAUUCUAAGCGCGGAAAAAUCUUCUCUCACUCCUAAAAACCCGGGGAAAAAUGUGGAUGAUGAAGUUUUGACGCAGAAGAAGAAACGCAGGAGAAUAAUCACUUCAGAUUCUGAGGACUCUGAUCAGGAGAAUGAGAGCCCCAAGUCGAAUCCUGAGAAGAGACUACCAGUCUCACCCCUUGCCACACCGAUGGGGGCAAAAAAGGUGAAAAAGGAGAUAACAGAGACUCCUAAAUUGAGCAUUGAAGAGAAACUUGCCAGUCUGACCAAGUCUGAGCCUAAUGAAAUCCCGGAUAUGCUUGAUUCCACGGCUAUUGUCGAAGAUCAAGACACAGUGUGGCUACACAACAAACUGGACUUCAUCAAGCCAGAGAACAUCCGGGAUAUUAAGAAGAGAAAGCCCGAUCAUCCGGAAUACGAUGGGAAUACCGUUUUUGUUCCGGAUUCUUUUAUGAAGACUCUCACUCCGGCCAUGUAUCAGUGGUGGGGAAUGAAGUCUCAGCACUAUGACUGCGUUCUUCUCUUCAAGGUGGGAAAAUUCUACGAGCUGUACCACAUGGACGCUGUUGUGGGCGUCAAUGAGAUCGGAUUGAGCUUCAUGAAGGGAGAUUUCGCUCACUCUGGCUUCCCGGAACAGGCGUACGACCGCAUGGCCACGAGUCUGGUGGAGAAGGGAUAUAAAGUGGCAAGAGUAGAGCAGACAGAGACUCCAGACAUGGUGCAGGAGCGGUGCAAGAAGCAGAAGGGCGUCACGAAAUUCGACAAAGUGUCACGAAGAGAGAUUUGUCAAAUCACAAACCGAGGAACACGAGUCUUUGGUCAGCAAGUGCAGCUCACAGGAGACUUUCAGCCGCAGUACAUGCUAGCCAUUGUGGAAGUGCCCGGGGGAAUCAGCAGCACUUAUGGGAUUUGCUUUAUUGACACCUCCAUUGGACUAUUUCAUAUUGGACAGUUUGAAGACGACAAGCACAGUUCCCGAAUGCUUACUCUUCUGGCGCACUACACACCGGUAUUGGUGCUAUUUCAGAAGAAUACCCUGAGCGACAGGACGAAGCAGAUCUACAAAACAAUGCUGGGAAGUGCUCUCAAGGAUUCACUGAGCGAAGCACAGAUGUGGGAUGCCUCCACAACUCUUAAGAAUCUCGCUGAACAGUAUUUUCACACUGAUGAAGGCACGAAUUGGCCUGAGAUAUUCAAGGAAAUGCAAGAUGAUUGUGAUCACUUGGGCUUGACUCCAAAGAAGGAUUACGCUCUAGCUCUCAAGGCACUGGGAGGGUGUAUUUUCUACCUCUCAAGAUGUCUUCUGGAUCAGCAAAUACUCUCUCUAGCCCGAUAUGAGUUUUAUAUCCCACCAGAUACCACCGAAUCUAUUGCCAAGCUGGAGAGUGACAUCUCCAAGGACUCAAAGAAGCUCAAUAGAAGUCAAAAUAUGGUCUUGGACUCGAUUACUUUGCAAAAUUUGAGGAUAACUGGAGAGGAGGGAUCUUUGAAGGACACAUUGGAUCAUUGCUGCACGAAAUUCGGCAAGAGACUUCUUCAUAAUUGGCUGUGUUCUCCCAGUUGUAACAUCUCACUUAUCCGGAAGCGUCAGGAGGCAGUGACUGAGCUCUUGGACAGGCCGAUACUUCUGCAGGAUAUUCGGAUUCUCCUCGGCUCACUGUCAGACUUGGAGAGACAACUGGCUCAAAUACAUUCCUUCAGCAGCUGUGGUCGCUUCCGAGAUCAUCCCGACAGCAGAGCGAUUCUCUAUGAAGAAACUCAGUACAGCAAGAAGAAGAUCCAGGACUUCAUAUUUGUUCUCAAUGGCUUCAAAAGUCUGUUGCGACUUCCUGAGAUCGCCGCCAAAUGUUCUAGCGAGCUGUUGAUUAGUCUUACUCAAAAUUCUCCGGUUGGAAGCUUCCCAGAUUUCUCUGAGAUUCUGGAUUUCUUCCAAAAGUCUUUUGACCAUGAAGUAGCUCUCAAGAGUGGCUUCAUUGCUCCGGAAAGAGGUGUGGAUGCAGAGUAUGAUGCUAUUGAGAAUGAAAUUACAGACAUUGAGACAGAAUUGAAGGAGUACGUGAAGGUGCAGGAGAAGUACUUCAACUGUAAAAUAAGUGUAGGCGCCAACAAGAGUCGCUUUCAGCUGGAAAUCCCAGAGGCGUAUGCUAAAAAGGCGGGCUCGGAGUACAGUCUGGAGGGUCAGCAGGGGAAGAAGAAGAGAUAUCAUACGGAUGAGACCAGAGACCUUGUGAAAAGAAUCACAGUGGCGGAGGAUCAGAAGAAAGUGGUGCUGAAGGACCUCAUGAGAAGGAUCUUUGAGAAGUUUUCGAAUAAUCAUGAUCUGUGGAAGCAGUGUGUGUCGAAUGUGGCUAUACUGGAUGUGCUAACGUCUCUGGCUGAAUAUGCGAGGAAUUCCCGAGAGACUUGUGUUCCGGAGAUCAUCGAGGGCGAGACUGAGCCUUUGAUGGAGAUAGAAGAUGGGUAUCAUCCUUGUCUGGCGAGCAACGAGGACUUCAUUCCCAAUGGAGUCAUUUUAGGAGCUCCAAGAACAGCAAUGACGAUUCUCACGGGGCCCAACAUGGGCGGGAAAAGCACUCUCAUGCGCCAGGUGGGCCUUUUGGCAGUGAUGGCCCAAAUAGGCUCUCGUAUUCCGGCCACUCGCUGCCGCAUGAGUCUGAUCGAUCGCAUUUUCACGCGCCUAGGCGCUCAGGAUGACAUUCUGGCGGGACAUAGCACUUUCCUGGUGGAGCUGAGUGAGACUUCGGCCAUUCUUAAGCACGCCACAGUGAACAGUCUGGUUCUCUUGGAUGAAUUGGGCCGUGGAACCGCGACGUACGAUGGCACAGCAAUUGCAGCUUCUGUGGUGAACUUUCUGACAGAUCUUCGAUGCAGAACUCUCUUCUCUACUCAUUAUCACAGUCUCGUGGACAACUUCCACGGGGACGAGAGGAUCACACUUGGCCACAUGGCGUGUAUGGUGGAGAACGAAGACAGUGAUGAUCCCACACAGGAAACUGUGACGUUCCUCUACAAGUACGCCGAUGGACCUUGUCCCAAAUCUUAUGGGUUCAAUGCUGCAAAACUUGCUGGAAUGCCGGUUACUAUCAUACGACGAGCCCACGAGCUCUCCAAGAAAGUCGAAUCCAACGCCCUAAAGAGACAGAUCUUCUCUCGCAUCCUUUCCACUGCCAAUGUUGAAGAAAUACGGAAUCUACUGUCCAAACUCAAGGCUUUUGGUUCCUCAACGCCAUAAACAGAAGAUUUCUUCUUUAUAUUUACCAUUUUCUAAAUGUAAGUUGUAUACGAUUCGCUUGUCUCUCACAGAAAAGCCACUUUAAGA